Messenger RNA from Bufo bufo (common toad), 1920 nucleotides. RefSeq lists its product as uncharacterized. NCBI's taxonomy places the organism in Eukaryota, Metazoa, Chordata, Amphibia, Anura, Bufonidae. The coding region runs from base 1 to 801 and encodes 266 amino acids. The record is from RefSeq and is a predicted model, not a curated record. The transcript is spliced from 3 exons.
AUGGAUGUUAGUACUGGAGCAUGGUCUGAGAUUGUCAUCGAGCCAAUAGUGGAGCCCCGGAGGAUGUCCACGUGUGUCCGAGAUAAGGAUAUAAUCCAGUCUCUGGAAGGAGUGGUGGAUCUGGGCGGCUUAUUCUUCGAAGAAACCGACCACGGCUCCUUGCGAGGUAAAGGCGGUAAAUGCUUGGCGGAGCUGUCUAGUGGCAGCCAGGAAUCAACUGUUAUGGAGUCAGUUCCCAACAGCUUCCAGGCUUCAGGUGACAAUGAACUGAUUUUAAGAGAACCGGAUGUGAACACUGUCCAAGUCAAUGAGAAGGUUAGGAAACUAAAGGCCUUUAAGGAGCAGAUCCCGGUUAAAGAGGUGACUCUGGAAUUGUCAGACAAGAACUAUCUGACGAAGAGAGAUGGCACUUGGCACGCACAUCUGAAAAUUCAUCGCAUGGUACAGCUGAAUGGUCAACCGGCUCCUGAAGCCGCCCCCCCAGAGCAUGACGGAGACAUUAACAAGGCUGUAUUGUUUGAGAGGCUGCUGGGCUCAGAAGUGCAGCCAGUAAAAUUCUCUGCACCCAGUUCCAAGACCAUGUUGAUGAAAGAACUGCAUGGAGAUCACCAGUCUAUCAGUGGUUUCCGCAGGAAAUCUUCCCUCAAGAACCCGAUUCCUGCAUCGUGGAGUCAGUACCCCUUCCUGGCCUCUAAGCCCACUUCUCCUACUGAGAAACUGGUCUACUAUCCUUUCCCUCAGAAAAAAAAUCCUCGCAUUUCAGAGGCUGCCAGGAAACUGGGUUUAUACGUAACACAUUAAAGUCAAUGUUUGGAAAUCCAUCAAACUGCAAUGUGACCUUCACACAAACUUUCGUAUUUCGUUUAGUAUUUGCUUGCACCUUACUUUUAUAGAGUGAAUAAUUGAUCUUGGGCUGGUGACUAAUACAUCUGUUACAAUAUUUUAAAGGGCCUCUUUUACUAAGGCCUGAGUGCAUAAAAUGAUAGUAUCUACCAGAUACCCCAACAGAGGUCCAUUAGUGGGAGCAUGUUCAUCUCCUAAUCUGCCCAUGAAGUUCACUGGAUGCUAUUUGCACUGAGCCCUCGCAGCCAGUUAUAAGUGGGUACUUUGGGAUAAUGCACCCACUAGCUUGGCUCUAUUUAGACAUUUUGUAAAUGCCUUAAAGGGGUUCUCCAGCUUUUUAACAUAUUUUGACUCCCCCUUCCACCCUGCCCUACCUGUGGAGGAAAGCAUACUUACCUGCUCCCAGGUUCUGGUCCUUCUGUUUGUCUUGCUCCAGCCCCUGCUUAUAAACUUACAGCAUGGAAGGGGGUCCUGUGUGCUGCUGCAGGCGAUGACUGGCUGCAGUGGUGACAUGUCCCCUGUCCUUGGCGGAAGUUUAUAUGCAGGGACUAAAGAAGCUGUCACUGAACAGCAGGGAAGAGGUAAGUAUGCUUCCCUCUACAACUUCCCACAGAGGGGGGAACCAAAAAACUGUUUAAAAGCUUGGUGAACCCCUUUAAAGGGGUAGUGACAUUAUAGAUUUAAAUGGGUUGUCGGAAGCCGGAAAACACAGGAGGUCUGGCUACAAUAAAGAAGUGUUCACUGCUUAUCUGGCAGAUCCCUGGCCGGAUCUACUUACCUCAGCAGUGCACUAGAGAGGCCAGUGACUGGCUGCAGCAGUCAAGUGUUGUCGACGUGAUGUCACCUCUGCAGCCAGGUAAACAGAUCAAAGCCGGGAGAAAAGGAGCAGCAGCGCAGAAUCUGACAGGUAAGUAAUAAUCACUUCUUUAUUAUAGGCAUAUUCCCUGUGUUGUUCGGUUUCCUCCAAAAACUGGACAACCCCCUUAGGCCUCCUGCACACGAACGUGUGUGCCCUGUGGUCGUGCUGCGGCCCGAAAAUUGCGGGCCACAAUGCACGAACACCGUCCGUGGGGCAGC